AUGCGGGUUACGGGCGCUGGCAGCGGGCGUCCCCCGAACGGGCGCGUGUCCGAGGGGCGAUGGGCGCACGACCAGCGCCGCUACGGCGCGGCACGAGCACAGCAGGGGAGGCAUGGCGAGUGCCUGGGUGGCCGCGGGCGGCACAGCCGCGGUGAGCGCGAGGCGGAGCGAUGGUUGGCGGCGGGAGCAGCGGGGAAAAGGCGCAGGCGAGCAGGGCAGGGGAAAGCGAGGCGAGCGGCGAGGGGACAAGGCCGCGGCGGGGCGGCAGGGCAAGUGGAGCGGCUGUGGGUACGGGGCGGGAUGCGCACGGAGCGCGCGCGGGAGCGGCGAGCAGCUGCAGGGAAGCAGCAGCGGCAGGCUGCGGUGGCGGGGACGAUGGCCAGGGGGUGCGGCCAUGGAGCCACGGGCGCGAGCGGAGCAGCGUGCGGGUGGCAGAACAGCACGGCGACGUGGUCGGGGGCGCGAGCGCGCGCGCGGAGGCGCGGCCGAAUCCGGUGA
Molecule: messenger RNA, 498 nt
Organism: Aegilops tauschii subsp. strangulata
Lineage: Eukaryota; Viridiplantae; Streptophyta; Magnoliopsida; Poales; Poaceae
Source: RefSeq, a predicted model, not a curated record